AUGUGGCUACCAGCUAUGGCGACCCUGGUCACUCCAACCACGUUAAUGACACUGAUGCUGAUGCGGUUCUUUUCUACGCGUCUGAGCAAUGGUUCCGCCCACAAAUAUCAAUGGAGCAAGGUCUCUGAUAUAGUCAAUCAGGUCCAAACUGUCGUUUUGACUGUCUUGGCCACAGCAGCACUUGGACAACUCUUUCCCAAUAGAAUUCUCUCAUGUCAGCUGGAGCAACAAUGGCAGGCUUACUUCCGGUCGAAGAAUGCACAUGCCGUCCGCUCGAUACAGGAUGAGUUCCGAUGCUGUGGUCUUAGAAGUCUGCGCGAUAGGGCGUGGCCUUUCAAGGACCAGAACCACGGAGACAACGCAUGUGAAUUGCAGCUGGCAUAUCAGAGGAGUUGUCUCAAACCUUGGGGGGAGCACCAGCAAAGUACCGCCUGGAUGAUUUUUGCAGCGGCUGUGCUUGGUUUCGUGGCAAAGAUCGCAUUAGCUCAGCUCUCUGCAUACCAAGCGAGUUGGCUGAGCACACAAUCUGCCAGCAGGGGCCCUGGUUUCUGGCGGAUCUCGCAUCAAGCGGUGCAGCAAGAAGAGGAUGUGGACGGUGCUGACGAGGGGUCACGGGGAGCGUUGCUGCCCCAUUCAAAUAUCAACUGCAGAAACGACUGGCAGGAAGAUUAA
This is a messenger RNA of Penicillium olsonii, 672 nucleotides long. NCBI's taxonomy places the organism in Eukaryota, Fungi, Ascomycota, Eurotiomycetes, Eurotiales, Aspergillaceae. The record is from the annotation of a GenBank genome assembly.